Molecule: messenger RNA, 1183 nt
Organism: Schistosoma spindalis
Lineage: Eukaryota; Metazoa; Platyhelminthes; Trematoda; Strigeidida; Schistosomatidae
Source: the annotation of a GenBank genome assembly
CCGCUUUCUUCCUAGUUAUAUGAUAGCUGCUGGUUGCAGAAGGCCUACUAUGUCAAUAGAACAUAAGUUCUCAGACCAAAGGUUAUAUGUCCAUACUGAAACAACGAAAAGCCAAGUGGUUUGUGCAAGCUUGCAUGAAAAUAUUGGAUAUUGAGAUAAGCACAUUGUAUGCUGGUGACUGGCGGAUAUUUGAUUGUUCAUCUCCACAGCUGUUCCAAUGAAUAAAUUAAAGCAGUGGUUUACACGAGAUGAUGAUGAACAAGGAAUAUUAACAGACGUCGAAAAUGGUUGUUCUUUGAGCUGGAGUACACGUAUAAAAGCGUUUAUCAUAUGUUUAGUAGUGGGUAUCGUGAUGUCACUAUUGGGAUCCUUAUGUUUGUGGCUACCUGGAGCAGGUAUCACACUCUUUGCACUGUUUUAUACGCUUGGUAAUAUAUGUUCUUUGGGAAGCACGAUUUUCCUUAUGGGACCCGUAAAUCAGUUAAAGCGUAUGUUUCAGGAGACUAGAAUUUUUGCAGCAGUAGUCAUGCUGGUAUGUUUGGUUCUCACAAUCGUUUUUGCACUACUGGGACUUCGUCUACUCUGCUUAAUAUUUUGCAUUCUCCAAUCGUUGGCGCUGACAUGGUAUUCACUCUCGUACAUCCCUUAUGCUAGGGAUGCAGUGAAACGAUUAUGUUCAACAUGUGUUGGAUAAAUUUUCUUUCUUUAACUAUAUCAGAUUAUGAAUAAUACUAUAUUUAUGUAAAAUUACAAAAAAUCAACAAUUACAUCAGACUAUUUUUUUUUUUUUUGUACUGUGUGUAACUGAUCUCUCUUGCGCCUGAAUUUGUAAUCUCUCUCAAUCGGUUUGAUGUAUUUUUAUCUUUUCAUUUUUUUUUUUUAAAAAUCUCUUUGAAUAUGACCAUGUUAUGUUUUGUUUUGUGGUAAACUAAUAAACCAACAAACAAGUGACAAAUUCUUAUGAAUUGAUCAUUUAUCUCCAUGUGAACAAUUUAUCCUUGUUGAUUAAUCAGUUUUUUUAUGGAUCGGUCAUUGUGCCUUGAAAAUUCUGAACCUUAGAUAUUAACCAAAGAAUAUUAAUGCCUUCUUUUUUCUAUAACAUUAUAUGUGAUCUUGUAACGUUAUGGUAAGUUGUAUUGUUAUGAUACAAGUUGAAAAGAAAAUUUGUUGUUUUAUGUCUUAA